Punica granatum (pomegranate) is the source of this 2104-nucleotide messenger RNA. Lineage: Eukaryota; Viridiplantae; Streptophyta; Magnoliopsida; Myrtales; Lythraceae. The record is from RefSeq and is a predicted model, not a curated record.
CCAUUUAUUUUGGUCAUGGAUUUUUCUGCUUUUCGAGAAACAGACAGUGGCAUGUCUGAAACGUCUGACCUCAGAGAACACAAAACAAUAAUGGAGGGAGACAUUUAAAGAUGAAGAACAAGAACAUAGACACAGACAUAUCACAUGCUCUGCUUUGUCUCCAUGUCAAUGGAAGUCUGCUCAGUCCUAUCCUCUCUUCAUUGUUGUAAUCCUGCUGACAGAUGAUCAUGAUUCAUGAGAGACGACAUGGACAUGCCCAUGAAACUCCCAGUGAGCAGAGCUUCUGCUUGCUCUAGUUCUUGCUCACCGAAGUGAUUAGAUCUCACCAAACUUGACAAGAUGGGAGAGACACAGGCCGCUGUCACUUCAAGCGUGGGGCUCGAAGUCGGACCUUCGGUCUCGUUUGGCCGGUUCGAGGCUGAUUCUCUGUCGUGGGAGAAGUGGUCUACUUUCUCUUCCAACAAGUACUUGGAAGAGGUGGAGAAGUGCGCAACGCCAGGGUCAGUUGCCCAGAAGAAGGCCUACUUCGAGGCCCAUUACAAGAAGAUUAUUGCCGCCCGCGCCCGGAAGGCAGAGUUGUCAUCCGAUCAGGAGAAGCAGGUAAGGAACUAUGGUUCGAUUAGAUCAGACAGUCCUGGUUCGGGGCAUUUGGUUAGUGACAAAGAUGGGGUAAGUUGUCAGAUUGAUUUGUUCAAGACCCCGAAUUCCAGUGAAAGAGUGAUUGAGGAUGAAGAUGUUUCGAGCGAAAUCUGCGAAAAUCCUGAUGGAACGAAAGAAGGAAAAGAAGUAAACAGAUUGGAACAUUGCCCGGAACUGGGUAAACCUGAAGACAUUGCUUCAGUGGAAGAAGUGCAAGAAAAAGUUCCUGCCGGGUCUCCAGUGCUGCUCGUAGUGGAACCGAAAAAAGAUUCCGAGAAUGAUACACACAUUUCCCCAAAAAUUCAUGACGAAAGUCCUAAACUCAAUCUGCGGAAGAAACCUCAAAAGGCUAAUCCACUGAAAUAUGAGGAGAAGAACGCAGGAAGAUUAAAGAAAAAAUCUGGAUCUCACCUGGAAAAAUCACCUGGAUCACCCACGGCUAAGGCGGCAAAACCGACUGGGUCAAAAUCCUCGACAAAAAGCGAUGUGGCGCCUUCACUAAUCAAGAGCAAGAACCUCAUCGAGAGAGAGAAGAAGACAGUAUUUCCUAAGUCCCUUCACAUGUCCAUUAGCUUGGGCGGUUCGCAGACUAGUAGUACUCCUCCACCUUCAGUCACCCUAACGAGGAAAUCAUUUAUCAUGGAAAGGAUGGCAGAGAAGGACAUCGUGAAGAGGGCGUUUAAGUCUUUCCAGAACAGUGUCGGGCAAUCUAAGUCGUUUGUUGAAGAGAGAUCUCCAUCACAGAAGCCAGCUCCUUCAAUGGCGACAGAGCUAAGGGCUUCUGCUUCAGUGGCUAGUCGGAAAGAUAGCGGGAGGACACUCAAACUCAAACCUGGAGCUGCCAUCCAGAGGGCUCCUCAUACUGUGGGGGCGCCUUCCUUCAGCUCAAGGAGUAAUCUGAAGGCAGAGAAAAGGGAGCUUCAAAAGAGACCUGGCGUCCAAAGGAAACUUGGUGAAAAAUCAGAUGCCAAGGAUGCGGAGAGAACACCUCUCCGAACGAAAUUGAAGGAAGAAAAAGAAGCAGAGAUUCAAAAGCUGAGGAAGAAUCUUAAUUUCAAGGCGGCACCUCUGCCGAGUUUCUACCGUGGACAGAGCAAAUUGAGGAGCAGUGUUAGACAGGAAGGUUACAAGAGCGAAAUCCGCGAGUGACUUGUUUUUCUUCAGGAGGAAAAUACUAGCUCUUCCGUAGAGAAACAGAUGCUCAGGCAAAGGAAAAGAACACAGAAUCGCAGUGGUCUUCAGAAAGGUCUAUGGACAGACGUUCAGGAUGGCUUGUGAUCGGGGAAUAAAUGUACAUCAGUUGCUAGAUUGAGAUAGUGAUAUCUUAUGGAAUGUGCUACUUCUGGAUCACCGGAAAGGCACACAUAGUCUUGCUACUUUGUAAUAUAGAUUAAUCUUAUCUCGUAGUAGAUAAAAUAUUACCUGUUGAACUCGAACAUUUCACAGUUAAUAAUCAUCUAAAAAA